AUGAAGCCAGAAAACAUCCUGUUUGUCAAUUCCGACUUCACCAUGACCUAUAACGUAGAGAAGGUGAGACGAGAAGUCAGGCCUCAGGAUAAUAGGCUUUCUGCAGAGCCUGUUUUGCGUUCACCAAGACUGCAUCUCAAAUGGCACCCUAUUCCCUAAUAGUGCACUACUUUUAACCAGUGCCUGGUCAAAAGUAGUGCACUAUAUAGGGGAAAUGGUACCAUUUGGGAUACAGCCUGAGUGUCAUACCAACUGCUUAAGUAGGCAACUAUUGCCUUAAGUGCAAAUGAUUUUAAUAGGUCUAAAAUGUACAAAAGCAAAACAAAUGACGCAUUUUCCGUUUGGAUAUAGGUAUGGUUAAUGUCACAUGCAUGAAAAUGAAUAAUGUCAAGGUUACUAGAUAUCAGAAAUGGACUAAUCAAGGCGUCGCUCACUGGUCUCUUUCUAAAAGUUGACCUCAUUUCAUGAGGUUUGAAAUUAGUUGUGGUAGUGAGAAAAAUGUAACUUAUUUUUCCGGCAUUUUCUGUUUUUAAGCCAUGUCCUUUUUCACCUUCCUCCCACAGAAGCGCGAAGAGCGGACCGUGAAGAGCACGGAUGUACGGGUGGUGGACUUUGGCAGCGCCACGUUUGACCACGAGCACCACAGCACCAUCGUCUCCACGCGGCACUACCGUGCCCCGGAAGUCAUACUAGGUGAGUGACCUCACACUUCAGACUCCAGAGUGACCCCUACCUUCCUUCAGGCCAGUUGGCUGAACAAUUGGAUGAGGACUAGGGCUGUUACGGUGACCCUUUUACGGCCACACCGGCAGUCAAAUUCCAUGUGACCGUUUAGUCGCGAUAAUUAGGCUUCUCCAAGCUCUGAUGCUGCUGAUGGUCAUUAGUAGCCUACCAAACUUGCUAACUGCCUGGUACUCAGCACUCUAUUGUCCCUCUAAUCACUCUGACAUCAAUGCAAAUCUAAUCGAAAAUCUAAUCAAACAAUUCAUGAGAGCCAUCAGCUCAUGUUGCGCAACAUUUCUGUAGGCUAUUCAAUUGCGUGAUGGCCUCUAUUAAAUUGAGGAUCCCAUCAGCUAGGCCUACUAUAUUUUAUUUCUCAACUUUCCUGAUAUUAAUCACAUUGCUUCUCUAUACAACAGGAGUGUAGCCUACCUAGCUGGCAUGAAAAUGAACCGCGGGAAAAGCGUCCUCCAUUCGCUAUUUAAGUGCAUAGAUUACAUAUUUUUUUCCCACUGCCCCCGUUUCGAGACAGGUUCAUGAUAAUGUUUCAUUCUAAGUCAAACAAAUUUCACACAUACAGUGCAUUCAGAAAGUAUUCCAACCCCUUCACUUUCUCCACAUGUUAUGUUACAGCCUUAUUCUAAAAUGGAUAAAAUAGUUUUUCCCUCAUCAAUCUAUGCACACUGCCCCAUAAUGACAAAGUGAAAACAGGUAUUUAGAAAUGUUUGCAGAUUUAUUGAAAACCGAUACGUUUAUUUACGUAAGUAUUCAGACCCUUUGCUAUGAGACUCGAAAUUGAACUCCGGUGCAUCCUGUUUCCAUCGAUCAUCCUUGAUGUUUCUACAACUUGAUUGGAGUCCACCUGUGGUAAAUUCAAUUAAUUGGACAUGAUUUGGAAAGGCACACACCUGUCUAUAUAAGGUCCCACAGUUAACAGUGUAUGUCAGACCAAAAACCAAGCCAUGAGGUCGAAGGAAUUGUCCGUAGAGCUCCGAGACAGGAUUGUGUCGAGGCACAGAUCUGGGGAAGGGUACCAAAAAAUGUCAGGAUCAAGGUCAAGGGAAAGAUGAACGGAGCAAAGUACAGAGAGAUCCUUGAUGAAAUCUUCUCCAGAGCACUCAGGACCUCAGACUGUGGCGAGGGUUCACCUUCCAACAGGACAACAACCCUAAGCACACAGCCAAGACAACACAGGAGUGGCUUCGGGACAAGUCCCGGACUUGAACCCGAUCGAACAUCUCUGGAGAGAACUGAAAAUAGUUGCGCAGCGAUGCUCCCCAUCCAACAUGACAGAACUUGAGAGGAUCUGCAAAGAAGAAUGGGAGAAACUCCCCAAAUACAGAUGUGCCAAGCCUGUAUCAUCAUACCCAAUUAGACUCAAGGGUGUAAUUGCUGACAAAGGUGCUUCAACAAAGUACUGAGUAAAGGGUCUGAAUACUUACGUAAAUGUAAUAUUUCUGUGUAUUUUUAAUACAUUUGCAAAAAUGUCUGCCCUGUUUUUGCUUUGUCAUUGUGGGAUAUUGUGUGUAGAUUGAGGGGAAAAGAACAACAAUUUAAUCAAUUUUAGAAUAAGGCUGUAAUGUGGAAAAAGUGAAGGGAUUUUAGUACUUUACAAUAUACAGUGCAUUCGGAAAGACAAGAUUAAAUCAAGAGUAGUGUGAUGGGUGGCUAUUAGCCUAUCACUUGUGAAUGAUAUAUUGUCACUUGUGAAUGAUGCCCAAGAAACAGCGCAUGCUUUUUUUUUUUGGUGCAACUUUUUCAAAUCAUAGUCCCACACGUCAUGUAGCCUAGCACAUAGGCCUAAAUGUUUUGAUAAGGUUUGUAUCACAACAAAGUGUCCAAAUAACUUUAAAAUGUAGCACAUUAAUCCGCUUUACAACGGGUGUAGAGUCUUAACUGGCAUACAUACGCAGCGCUUGAGUUUCAAGUUUGGGGAAGAUCAUAUUCACCAUAGAAAUGCAACUUUAUAAUAAAAGCAUUACAUGCAUAAUCGCAUUUGUGGUGACUUUUGAGAAUGGUAUUUUCCUGCUUAUGGAACAUUCGCGCAUAUAGCCUAUUUCCGAAUGCGCAAUGUGAAGAAAUAGCCUAAUAGUUUAUCAACAUUUUAAGCUAAACGUUCUCAUCCGUUGCGUCAGGUUCUUUGCUUAACAGGUUUGUUUAUGCAAGUGGUUGUAUUAAUUUGGGAUCUAUCGUAUCCCACAACUGUCCCAGACUGUUUGGAAUAUUUCUCACACAGAAUAGGUCAACUUUUGUACUAUGAAGGAUAGUAGAUUGACAUGGGCUAGUGCUUUUGCUGUUUGUUAGGCCUACUCAUCUUGUUGGCUGACGAAAAGUAAAUGUGGACAGUUCUUCCAAUAUCUUCAAUAUACGCCUCGGAAUUGGAUAAGGGAUUCUGUAAUGUUCAAUUGCAUUCUUCAUAAUAUAAAAUAAUGCCAUGGAUUUCUAAGCAAAUCUUGUCUGCUAAAUGAGCUAGUGUAGCCCACAGCCAUAUUGCAUAGCCAGAUCAGCCUAACAUAAGGACAACUAAGAGUAUGCUGUUCUGUUCUUCUAAAAUAAACUACAAUUUUCUUCAUUUUUCUUUAGACCUGUCUAAAAUAAAUAAUGGAUUUAUUGUGACGGUGUAGGCUAUAUUACAUGGAUUUAUCAUACUUUUUUAAAUGUAGAUGUUCUAAAGGUCUGCAUCAGUGGCUUGUAAGCUGUGUUUGGAAGCCAGGAGAUGCUAAAUGUUUUUGUUAAUUAACGGUGAAUUAAUGUGAGACCGGCAGUUAUUUGCUUGACAAUCACCGGCUGACACAAUUUCAUGACCGCCACAGCCCCAAUGAGGACUAUUCUAAACUAAGGGUGGUGUAGCCACAACAUUAGCAAUGAACUGCUACAGUCUGUCUGGUUGCUUCAGUUGUGCGAGGAGGGCUAUUCUAAAAUGGAGGGGGUGUUCCUUGGCUGUCGCGUUGAACUGCCAUAGUCUGCCAGUUCUGUUCCAGUCAGGUAGAUACUGAACAACAAUCCAGUCAGACACUAAGCACAGUUGAUUGGCUUAACCUCACUUAGCAGUGCAUGAGAAUUAGUUGUGUGUGCUUGUUCAGAGUUGAGCAGGGUUGAUUUUUGUUUUUCACAUACUUUCAAAGCUCAAGGUGUAUGCUUACCCAUGGACAUGUUAUGUGGUUGUAUAAUUCCUCCUUGUUCAACUCAAAAGCUGCACCCUCACCCUUUGAUCUAAAAUGCUAGUUGUAAAGUGACAACCAAUAUUUAGGCAGAAAGCUGCUGCGCUGAAACUUGGGUUGUUGCUUUUGAUAAAUCAAACACUGGCGCAAGAGUGAGGCUAGGGUCUUUUUAAAAUUGAGCUUUUCCAUUGUUUUUAUUAGGUUCCACCAGCCUGCACCAAUUCAAUGUGCAUUAAACGAUAAGGGGCCAUUUCCUGGACACAGAUUAAGCCUAGUCCUAGACUAAAAGGCAAGCUAAAUGGAGAAUCUCAAUUAAAUACUUUUUAAAUCCAGGAUUAGGCUUAAUCUGUCUCUGGGAAACCACCUGAGAAAUGUUAUUUUCCACCCAUUCUGUGUUUUGUCCUGCAGAGCUGGGCUGGAGCCAGCCAUGUGACGUGUGGAGCAUCGGUUGCAUCCUGUUCGAGUACUACCUAGGCUUCACCUUGUUUCAGGUAAAACCCCACUUCAGUUCUCAACCCCAUGCUGUCUGUGGCGACAGCUGCCUUCCUAGAUUACUCCGAGUCUGGUUGAUUUCAGGUUGUCAGGAAGGACUGAACGAAGCCCAGAAUGGCUUGCUGCCUGGUCACUCGGAUUGGUCAGGCCGGAGUCGGACCAGUAUCACACCAACAUGUGUACCCACAAAUACAUUCGCAAACACGCACAUGUUGAGCCAGAGAGAACAGCAGGGAGACACAGCUGCUAAUCCUAUUGAGGAUCAACCCUUGGUUGUCCUCCGUGUUCUGAGUUUUGCUUGGCUGUGCUUCUAACACCAUAGAUGCUAGCUCACACAUUCUAUUCAAAGCUCUCAGCUUCAGCCACAUUUUAGUCAGUGUUAUCAAUACAAUUAUUUGAAGAUAGGUGAGGUCUCUGAUAAUGGUGUGUUGGCCUAGGUCUUGUUGCUGAUAUCCACAUUCUACUUUUAUGGCUAUUUAUACAUUGAAAGAGAAAUGGUGAUGACAUUAAGAUUUACCUUUAUCUUGUUUGUUCAUCCCUCCCUCAGACUCAUGAUAACAGGGAGCAUCUGGCCAUGAUGGAGAGAAUACUGGGGCCAGUGCCCUCCAGGAUGAUACGCAAGACAAGGUCAGAGCUCACACACACACACACACGACCAGGUGCAUCUGUGUAGUUAGUUACAGGUCAAAAAGCAAUCCAACACACACCCCCAUAGUGUUGUUUUGUCUAGUUGUUGACGCAGAGCAUCAAAGUAAAGUUGGGUCCAUGCCACAUUAAAGGGCCUGUUUGUUAGUGAUGCUUGUCAUGAUGUCUGUGUUGAACCCUAUGGCAACUCUUCCAGGCUGCUGCCCCUGCAUGCACGUGCACACACAACUCUUCCUCUACAGUGCUUUUCUCUCUGUAUUCCACUCCUCAGUCUUUGCAAUAAUUUCUCUCAACUCAGGAAGCAGAAAUAUUUUUACCGUGGCCGUCUGGACUGGGACGAAAGCUCGUCAGCUGGGAGAUACGUGAGGGAGAACUGCAAACCUUUACGGGUAAGAGAACAGCUCCUUUUCUCUCCUUGUGUAGCACCCCACUACUUUAUCUUCCUUCCCCUCUACCUCUCAUUCACCCUCUCAUAUCGGAUUAACCAGGAAUUCUCAAAUGUAGACAUUAUUUAAAUUAACCCUAACCCCAAAUCUAGAAUCCACGUUUCCUGUUUUUUAUUGUUAUGCUGAUCACAUCUCUGUAUACCCUCUCUCUCUUUGUCUGUGUCUCUCAGAGGUACCUGUUGUCGGAGGCUGAGGAGCACCAUCAGUUGUUUGACCUGAUUGAGAGCAUGCUGGAGUACGAGCCCGCUAAGCGCCUGGUCCUGGCCGACUCCCUGAGACACCCUUUCUUCGAAUCGGGGACAGCAGGCGAUGCGGUGGGGGGGAAGAGCUGGGAGGUCAACCGAGACAUCAGCCGGUGA
Molecule: messenger RNA, 5823 nt
Organism: Coregonus sp. 'balchen'
Lineage: Eukaryota; Metazoa; Chordata; Actinopteri; Salmoniformes; Salmonidae
Source: the annotation of a GenBank genome assembly